AUGUCUACCAAGACCGCCGUUUUGACUGAUAAGGCUCCCAAGCCCCUCCCGGGUAUCUACUCCCAGGCCAUUAUCGCCAAUGGCGUUGUAUACUGCUCAGGCGCUGUCCCAAUGGACCCCACUACUGGAAAGCUCAUUGAUGGAGAUGUCAAGGCCCACACUCACCAAUGCAUUAAGAACCUCACACACAUCCUUGAAGAGGCAGGCACCGAUAUUACCAAGGUAGUCAAGGUCAACGUAUUCUUGUCCAAUAUGGACGACUUUGCCGAAAUGAACUCUGUAUACAUGCAAUAUUGGGGCGAUGUGAAGCCAUGCCGAACAUGCGUUGCGGUUAAAACACUACCACUCAACACGGAUGUGGAAAUUGAAUGCAUUGCAGUACUCUAA
Molecule: messenger RNA, 387 nt
Organism: Penicillium angulare
Lineage: Eukaryota; Fungi; Ascomycota; Eurotiomycetes; Eurotiales; Aspergillaceae
Product: putative L-PSP endoribonuclease family protein Brt1
Exons: 3
Coding region: 1-387 (128 amino acids)
Cellular component (GO): cytosol; mitochondrion
Molecular function (GO): deaminase activity
Source: RefSeq, a predicted model, not a curated record